AUGGCCUCUUUCGCCAUGGUCUUUCCCUCUAAGAAAGAGGACGAAAGCGGCCUGAGCUCAUACUAUAACAACAAAACGACGAUCAUCCAGGAAGCACGCGUGUUCAAUGAAUCUCCAGUCAGUCCUAGGAAGUGCAGGGCACUCCUCACGCGGAUCGUAUAUUUGCUCUAUGUCGGGGAGACGUUUGGAACACAGGAGGCUACGACACUGUUCUUUGGGACAACAAAACUGUUCCAGAAUAAAGAUAGCGCUCUGCGUCAGGCUGUAUAUCUGGCCAUCAAGGAGCUCGCAGCAUCGGCGGAGGAUGUGAUCAUGGUUACGGCCAGUAUAAUGAAAGACAUACAACCCAACUCAGAGGUCAUUUACCGACCAAAUGCCAUCCGCGCUCUCUGCAAAAUUAUUGAUCCGUCCAUGGCGCAAGGUGUUGAACGGUUCUUCAAGGCGGCUAUUGUGGACAAGAACCCGGCCAUUGCGUCCGCUGCCCUCGUGUCUGCUUACCACCUCUUCCCGAAUGCUAAGGAAGUUGUUAGACGAUGGGUGAACGAGGUUCAGGAGGCCGUCAGCGCCAAAUCUUCUUCGUCUUUCUUUGGCUCCGGCAGCAGCGGCGGAUACCUCGGCUUUGGAGGAGGCUCGCAGCCUAGUGGACCCCAGACAAUCCCAUCGACGAGCUUCAUCGCUCAGUACCAUGCUCUCGGACUGCUUUACCUUAUGCGCCAGCAAGAUAGGAUGGCGAUCACUAAGAUGAUCCAGCAACUGGGUGGAGGAAAGUCUGGUGCUGGCACGACAUUGAAAAACCCGAUGGCUCUCUGCAUGCUUAUUCGAUAUGCUGCCAAAGUUAUUGAGGACGAUCCAAAUGUGCAAAGACAGAUGCUGGAACUUCUGGAAGGCUGGUUGCGUCAUAAGAGUGACAUGGUGAACUUUGAGGCUGCGCGAGCUAUUUGCGAGAUGAAGAAUGUUCAGCCGGCGCAGUUGACGAAACCUAUUGCUGUGCUCCAGGUUUUCCUUACUACUCCUAAACCUGUUCUCAAGUUCGCUGCUGCUCGCACCCUCGCUGCUCUCGCCGUAUCACAUCCUGCCAGUGUCGCAACAUGUAACAUUGAUCUCGAGACCCUCAUCGCCGAUCCUAACCGCAGCGUUGCCACAUACGCGAUUACCACCCUGCUCAAGACUGGCAAUGAAGCCUCUGUUGACAGACUCAUCAAACAAAUCACUGGCUUCAUGUCUGAGAUCAGUGAUGAAUUCAAAGUCAUCAUCGUCGAUGCCAUUCGUUCACUUUGCCUCAAAUUCCCUGCCAAACACGCGUCAAUGCUCACUUUCCUAUCUAGCGUUCUUCGAGAUGAGGGUGGCUACGAUUUCAAACGAGCCGUUGUUGAGGCCAUGUUCGACAUGAUCAAGUUCAUCCCUGAAUCGAAGGAACAAGCUCUGUCGCACCUUUGUGAGUUUAUCGAAGAUUGCGAAUUUACCAAGCUUUCUGUCCGUAUUCUCCAUUUGCUCGGUGUCGAAGGACCUCAAUCACCACAACCGGCCAAGUAUAUUCGUUUCAUCUAUAACCGCGUCGUUCUGGAAAAUGCAACUGUCCGUGCUGCUGCAGUCACAAGUUUGGCUAAAUUCGGAGUCAACUCGGCAGAGCCUACUCUCAAAAAGAGUAUCACAGUCCUUCUUAACCGCUGCCUCGACGAUGUGGACGAUGAAGUUCGCGAUCGCGCGGCUUUGUACUUGAAGGUCUUCAAGGUGAAGUCUUUGGAAGAGACCUAUGUCAAAGAAGAAUCAGUCUUUUCGUUAUCCGCUCUCGAAUCCAAGUUGGCGGCAUAUGUGAAGGACCCAUCAGCGGCGGCGCAACCCUUUGACGCCUCAUCGAUACCUAAAAUCAGUCGUGCUCAGGCUGCCCAGGAAGUCGCCCGCCCAAGCACUCUCGAUACCAUCGGUGCACCUGUGUCUAAAGUUGCCGAAGCCCCUGCUGCACCCUCAGCAGCUGAGAAGCAAUCAACUUAUGCUCAGGAACUUGCUGCUAUUCCCGAGUUCGCUGCCUAUGGACCGGUUAUCAACAGUAGUGCCACUCCUUCACAGCUUACUGAAAGCGAGACUGAAUACCAGGUCAACUGCGUCAAACAUAUUUUCAAAGAGCAUGUUGUCUUCCAGUUCAAUCUUUCCAACACCAUUCCCGACACUGUUUUGGAACAAGUUUCGGUCAUCAUGCAACCUCAGUCUGAUGACACCGGCCUUGUAGAAGACUUUAUCAUUCCUUUGCCUGCUCUGUCCUCCACAAACUCGCCAGGGGUCGUGUUUGUCUCCUUCACUCGGGAAAAUCCUGAUGUAUAUGCCAUUGCUUCAUUCAAAUGUACUCUCAAGUACAUUAGCAAAGAGCUCGAUCCUUCUACGGGCGUUCCUGAAGAAGAUGGAUACCCAGAUGAAUAUGAGGUUGAAGAUGUAGAGCUCAGCGCCGGCGGUGACUACAUUGUGCCUAGCUACUCGAGCUUCAGCUCAGAAUGGGAACGUUUGAAGUCGGCACCCAAUGCUACGGAAACAUUUGCACUAUCUGCAAUGGAGAGUCUCAAAGCUGCUUGCGACUCUAUCAUCGAGGUGCUAAACAUGGAACCUUUGGGAGGGACGGAGAAUCCUUCAUCGACUUCGGUGCACACUCUCCAAUUGUCUGGCCUGGUAACAGGUGGUGGCGGAAAAGUCCUUGUACGUUGUCGGAUGACAUUCUCGAGGGGUGAGGGCGUCACACUGGAGUUGGGUGUUCGUGCGGAGAAGCAGGAAGUCUGCGACCUUGUCCUGGCUGCUGUGGGUGGUUGA
Messenger RNA from Psilocybe cubensis, 2796 nucleotides. RefSeq lists its product as uncharacterized. The coding region runs from base 1 to 2796 and encodes 931 amino acids. Gene Ontology annotation, molecular function: structural molecule activity. The record is from RefSeq and is a predicted model, not a curated record. Gene Ontology annotation, biological process: intra-Golgi vesicle-mediated transport; protein secretion; intracellular protein transport. Lineage: Eukaryota; Fungi; Basidiomycota; Agaricomycetes; Agaricales; Agrocybaceae. The transcript is spliced from 11 exons. Gene Ontology annotation, cellular component: Golgi membrane; endoplasmic reticulum-Golgi intermediate compartment; endoplasmic reticulum.